Molecule: messenger RNA, 626 nt
Organism: Cicer arietinum (chickpea)
Lineage: Eukaryota; Viridiplantae; Streptophyta; Magnoliopsida; Fabales; Fabaceae
Source: RefSeq, a predicted model, not a curated record
ACAGAAUCUAUAUCAUUCAUUCAUUUUGGUUCAAUCAACCUGAAAUGAAAUGCCUCCAAAUGGCACUUCUCAAUCUUCCACGAAUUUUCUUCUCUCUACCUCCUUCCUCUUUCUCCCUUUCAGUCCCUUCUCAACCUUUGUUUCAACCACUCUUUUCUUCUUCCACUUCGCUCCGUCGUCUUCGGUGCCGCGCCGUCACGCCAAAUCCUCCUCCGCCACAUAACUCUGAUCCAUCUCCGGGAAACGAUUCAACACAACUUCAAGAUGUAGCUUCAUCAUUAUCAAAAUUUCAAGAUAGAGUACAGAUCUUCUUUGCUGUUCUUUUCUGGAUGUCUCUAUUCUUUUGGGCUUCUGCUUGGGAUGGAAGGAAUAGACCAAACAAGGGAUCAAGAUUUAGAAAAUAAUAGUAAGCAUUUAAUUUGUAUAUAUAUUGAAUUUAUUUGAAGUUAGAGGGACAGAAUCAUACAGCAAAGGAAAAAAAAUUAAAAUAUGUUAAAUGAAUGUUCUGAUUCUCCAUAAUCUUCUCUAAAAUAUUUUGCAUGCUAAAUUUACCUAUAGUUGUUUAUAACAUUGAAAAUAUAUAUUCAUAUUAUAAAAGUUUGAAAAUAAAUAUCUUUCUUCUUCUC